AUGAGUUUGCAAAAUGUCAUCCUCCCUCUACAAGACUCAUCGAAGCAAUGGGACAUACAAAUACAAGAUGGUGUCGUAUCGUCCAUGAAACUAUCUGGCAGUCCUUCUCCAAACCCAAGUCUCUUACUCCCCUCACUGUGUCAUCCGCAUAUCCAUCUCGAUAAACCAUACCUUCUAACCUGCAAUCACUCCUCUUCCGACAACCACCCCGACUAUUCGGAUCUUGUUCCAAAAUCAGGAAGCUUUGACGAAGCCUUGUCUAACACGGCCGAAGCAAAGAAACGUUACACCCCAGACGACUUGUACCUGCGAGGGUCCCAGCUCCUCGCCACGAGCUACGCACAAGGUGUCACGUGUGUCAGAGGCUUUGUUGAACUUGAUCAUGUCACGCAACUUGAACCUCUGAAAACAGGGCUUCGGCUGAAGAAGGAAUUUGAAGGAUUCGUGGAUUUGCAGAUUUGUGCUUUUGCGCAGGAUCCAAUUUUCUCUACUGAGUAUGGAGAUGAGAAUCGAGAUAUCCUUAAAAAUGCAUUGGAAGAGUUCGGAUCGUCUAUUGAUGCUCUAGGGACCACGCCGUACGUGGAAGAGAAUGACGAUAUGGAGAGAAAGAACAUACGAUGGGCUAUACAAACAGCACUAAAGUACAACCUGAAUCUCGACUUCCAUACAGAAUUCAAUUUGAAGGCAGGAGAUGCUGUGGAAUUGUUCAAUUAUACUGUUGACCAACUCGUUGACAACAAAUGGCCUACCCACUCUGGCGCCCCUACUGUCGUUCUCGGACAUGCCACAAGACUGACGCUGGCGUCCCACAAAGAGCUCCGCCAAUUUUCUGACAGGCUUCAAGAGACAAAACUGCCGUUUCACUUUGUUGGAUUGCCUACUAGCGACGUCUUCAUGAUGGGUCGGCCAAACUCUGAUGGUGUAUCAGAGCAAGACACACCACUCAGCCGCCAAUGUGGCACCCUGCAUGUACCAAAGAUGAUACAGGAGUAUAGACUCAAGGCUUGCUUGUCCGUCAACAACGUGGGUAAUGCGUUUACUCCGUAUGGGACUGGGGACCCUCUUGGGGUGGCGAGUUGGGGCGUUGGACUCUUUCAUGCGGGUAAGACGGAUGAUGCGAAACUGCUUUAUGAAACUGUUAGUACUCGUGCGAUGGAUGCGAUUAAACCUUCGGAGGUCGGUCACGAGACAAAGAGCCGUAUAGAAGAGAAGAAGAAUCUCAUGUCAAUGAUUCUAUUCAAGAAUGAAAAGAACAUCGAGAUCCAAUCACCACAAGGGAGGACGAUACAAGUGCCCGCUCGACAGAGGUUGUCUGUCAAAGACAUUGUUUGGGAUCCACCAGAGACAAGAUUUAGAAGCGUUAUUAGAUAG
This is a messenger RNA of Fusarium venenatum, 1371 nucleotides long. RefSeq lists its product as uncharacterized. Gene Ontology annotation, molecular function: hydrolase activity, acting on carbon-nitrogen (but not peptide) bonds, in cyclic amidines. Lineage: Eukaryota; Fungi; Ascomycota; Sordariomycetes; Hypocreales; Nectriaceae. The record is from RefSeq and is a predicted model, not a curated record.